AUGGGCACGAUCCGUCUCGUCGUACUGGCCGCGGCGGCGUGGCACGCCGCGGCACAGGUCAAGGGCUCCGCGUCGCGCUGCCGAAACAAGGAGCUGGAGUGCGACUCGUGGUCGAAGCGUGGCGAAUGCGAGAAGAACUACGACUUUAUGGCCGACCGGUGCCCAGUCGCGUGCGGCUACUGCGCCAAUGCCGGCCUGCUGCCGACGCCGGCCGUGUUUGAGCUCGAGUACGCGUGCGACGGCCAGCUCAAGGAGCGGCCGCAAAAGUGGGACCUCGCGUGGCGCAACGAGGGCGGAGGCGAGGUCUUCUCUCCGGAAGGGACUGCCCGCAUGCUCCCCGACGGCUGCGCGUUCCGCUGCCGAGACCGGCUGCCCGGCUGCGCGGCGGCGGCGGCGCAGGGGCAGUGCACCUCGCUGCCAGAGGUGCUGCGGAAGCAGUGCCCCGCAUCGUGCGGCGUUUGCGCGACCGAGGACGAGCGGCGCGAGAGGACGUCGCGAGGCGCGGCGGCGGGCGGGGAGGAGGACGGCGGCGAGGGAGGCGCUUCUGCGGAGGCGGCGGCGGGGAAGGCGCGCAAGAAGAAGAAGAAGAAGAAGGGGAAGGGCAAGAUGAAGCGGCGCGAGGCGGCCGGGGACGACAAGCAGGAGCUCUGA
This is a messenger RNA of Emiliania huxleyi CCMP1516, 651 nucleotides long. RefSeq lists its product as hypothetical. The transcript is spliced from 2 exons. The record is from RefSeq and is a predicted model, not a curated record. The coding region runs from base 1 to 651 and encodes 216 amino acids. NCBI's taxonomy places the organism in Eukaryota, Haptophyta, Isochrysidales, Noelaerhabdaceae.